Molecule: messenger RNA, 2268 nt
Organism: Dentiscutata erythropus
Lineage: Eukaryota; Fungi; Glomeromycota; Glomeromycetes; Diversisporales; Gigasporaceae
Source: the annotation of a GenBank genome assembly
AUGUCUACAAUCCUUGUAAAUGCUUGGGUGGAAAUAACCGAUCCGCAUACAAACGAUAUCUUCUAUGCUAAUCCUCAAACGGGAGAAUGCGCGUGGGAAAAACCAUCUAGUUCAUUAUUGCAUCAAAAAGAUCCGACAGGGGAAUGGUGGGAAUUAUGGGAUGAUAAUCACCAACUCCCUUAUUAUUAUCACACGGCAUCUGGGCAGACUGAAUGGAUCCGUCCGGAAACUGGAACAAUCAUUCCACUGACAAAAAUUCAGAAAUCAUCAAUUGGUAAAAGGAUAUCAAUUGCUCUAACUCCAUCGGAUGAUGAGAUUGAUAUAAAUCAGUUACAACAAAUUAAUGGCUUAAGGCAUGCUAAUACUAUAUCUCCGGAACGUUCUUCCGGAAUGUUAAGUAUUAAUUACGUUUUAUCGAAACAAACUUCGGUUUCAUCAAAUUUCUCGCCUCCCCCGUUACUUAAAUUAUCAACUUCAAACAAAGAAGAUUCACUUGAAACUCUACUGAGUGAAAAUAGCGUCGAUAUGGGUUCCUCAAAUAAAAAUAUUAGUCGUUUAAACUCUUUGAACGAUUCAAGUAAAGAAAGUUCGGAAAAUUCUAUAAAUGAAGAUUUUACAGGUUCCUCUUCUCAAAGUUCUCCCAACGAUAAAUAUAUUGCUUCAAAUUCUUCUGAUAUACAUUCUCAGGAUGGUGAAGUAGUUCCAUUAAAACGGAAAACAAAAAUUUCUCAAUCUUCUAUUGAUUCCACAAUGAGUGCAUCUACGGCUUCAACUUCUCGUCCAAAAACUCCAAAUUCUGGAAACACAUCUAAUGGUGGAAAUCAAUUAAUGCCAAAGAUUCCAAAUUCUGGUAAUACUUCUAAUGGUGGAAAUCAAUUGUUCAAAAUUAUGACUCCAAAAAAAUCUACCGAAGUUGCUGAACGUGCUAGAAAGGCUGGAAUUAGUAACCCUCUCGGAAUAAAUUAUGACGCUGCUGCUGCAAUGAGGCCAACUGGCACGUAUAGGGAUCUUGAAAAAAAGAGAUCUGGAUACAAAAUACAUACUCGUAAAUUAAGUACUGGGGAAGUUAUGACUUUACCUGCCGAAUUACAACAAGAUAUAAAUAAGUUUCGUAUAGAUGGGUUUGCUAGAAAGUAUUUUAAUACUCAUAAAAAAGGAAUUUUUCGAAGGAAAGUUCCGGUUGAAAAGAUGCUUAAAUUUCAAAAGGAUGGACUUAAACAACCAUUGAUGGUACUAAAUCCUAAUAUUCAAAAAGAUGCGAUAAAAUGUUUCAAAACUAUUCAACGCAUAAUGGGUGAUAGGUCAAAAGGUCGUAGUGGUUCAUCGAAUGUAUUGGAAAAUAUUCAAUGGCUGCUAGAUUGUGGUAUUUUACAUGGCGAAUUACGAGAUGAGAUAUAUGUUCAAAUUUAUAGCAUAAGAAAAGGUUGGGAACUUCUUAGUGUGGUGACAGUUACUUUCCCACCAUCUAAGAAUUUUGAGGCAUAUCUUUUGAAUUUCAUAAGUGAAAAUUUUAACGUGCAAGAAAACCAAAUUGAUGUGUUAAGCAAACAUGUGCAUAGUAGAUUGGUUAGAAUAUGUAAACGUGGUCCGAGGGGUAAAGUUUUGACAUUAGGGGAAAUAGAGAGAGCAAGGGAGGCGCCUUUUCAUCCUUCUUUAUUUGGUGAGACAUUAGAUUUCGUAAUGAAGCUGAAGCUUCAAAGAGAAUCAUAUCCAAAUUUAAAAUUACCAUGCAUUUUGCCCUUUCUGGCGAAUGCGAUUCUUGAGUUGAAGGGUCAAGCUUCUGAGGGUAUAUUUCGUGUACCUGGUGAUGCUGACUAUAAACUAAGAAUAGAAAAUAAUCGGUUCGACAUAGCUGGGAUAACAGAUGCAAAUGUUCCAUCUUCACUAUUCAAAUUUUGGUUACGAGAUUUAGCUGAUCCACUGAUACCGAGUGAAUUUUAUAAUCAAUGUAUACAAAAUUGUGAAAAUGUAGAACUUUCAAUCGAAAUUAUUAAAAAUUUACCGGAAAUUAAUCGAAGAGUUGUUUUGUUUGUGAUCGAUUUCUUGCAGGUAUUCACGAAACCUCACAUAACAAAGUUAACAAAAAUGAAUGUAAAUAAUCUAGCAAUGGUAUUUGCACCAAAUUUCUUAAGAUGUCCAUCAGAUAAUCUCGCAGUUAUAUUCGAGAACACAAAAUACGAGCAAACAUACGUUAGGACAUUGUUAUUAAAUCUUCAUAGUAGAGAAAUUGAAUCUGAUCUAGAGUAUAUCAAUGUUGAUGAUGUAUAA